AUGCAGUCAUCUUAUAUGGAUGAGCUCUUGCGCCUUCUUGGGCGGCAAGAAUCUAUAUCAUUUAGAACUUUAAUCACUAUCAUUACUACAUCAUUAAAGCGUGAAGAAAAUAUUCUAAUUACUUAUUCCAAGCAAGAUAAAAUUCAACCACAAAUAAUUUGCUCUUUACUUGAUUAUAUUUAUACAGCUAUCAUGCCAUUAUCUAUUUCAUUUACAAAUAAUCAGAGUAUUACAAGAAUAGCUCAAAAUCGAAGAAAUAGAAAUUUAGUUAACUCUCCUCAGCUUGAUCCAAAUAGAAAACAUUCAAUGGGAGAUGCUGACCAAAUUAGAAUCACCGAGCAAUUAGCUGAAAAUCCAUCACCUUUUUGUACAAAUGUUGCAGUAUUUGAAAACUUGCAGACAUAUAAAGAUUUACCAGGCUUAGUGCGUACUGCAAAGCAAAUGAAAGGCACAUUCUCUAACCAACUUUGCGAUUUAGCUCAACCCUUCACGAUCGUUGGAAUUGUACCUGAUUCUGUUUACAUGUCGCAUGAAGUACUAGAUGUAUUCACCUACUGUGUCCAUAUUACAGAACCACCACAUUCGAUUCCAAGUAAUUCUACUCCUUUCUUUAUGAUGUACACAACUUUUCUUCCAGAAAAGCCACCAACAGUAUACUUAGACAGAGAUGUAUACACAUAUAUAUCAGAACUUUACUUAGCAAUUGAUACUUGGCCCCUUGCAACUGGCCAUGUAAAAGCAGAGACACGACUAACAAUGAUCAAAGCAAUUGAAGACUACGCUUUUCUUUCUGGGAGAAAGUUCAUCAUCCCUGAUGAUGUGAAAGCAAUAGUUCCAUGUCUCUUGACACAUAAAUAUCAAUUACCAAAUGGAACUACAUUUGCAAAGUGCUAUGAACAUGUAUUACAGGCAGUCAAUAAUGUCCAAGUUCCAGUUUAA
Molecule: messenger RNA, 939 nt
Organism: Trichomonas vaginalis G3
Lineage: Eukaryota; Parabasalia; Trichomonadida; Trichomonadidae
Product: magnesium chelatase family
Exons: 1
Coding region: 1-939 (312 amino acids)
Source: RefSeq, a predicted model, not a curated record